This is a messenger RNA of Ambispora leptoticha, 1476 nucleotides long. The record is from the annotation of a GenBank genome assembly. NCBI's taxonomy places the organism in Eukaryota, Fungi, Glomeromycota, Glomeromycetes, Archaeosporales, Ambisporaceae.
AUGCCUAUUCUUUGGUCUAAUCCCUUCGCAUCGAUUAAUCCAAAAAUUAUUCCAGUCUAUAUGAAAUUUUUGUCACAGAAAGUCAGGACAAGGCUAGAAGGCCGAAGUUCUCAUGAAUCAACAACGACGAAAACAAAAUUAUCAAAUCAAUGUCCGACUUUUGAUUACGCGGCUUGUAUUCAUCACUUGGAUUUCUAUAUAAUAUACAUGUCUGCUGUUUAUUACUAUCAUUUGUUUCCUGAUGAAUCAGCAAGAAAGUUUUUUGAAGAGCGAGAAGUGUGUAGUAAAAGCGCGCUGUUAGCUCGAGAAUUAAUUCAGAUGUUUAUUAAGAAAAGUAGAUCUAUCCAAACACUUGUUUUUGUAAAGUCUCGUCGUUAUACUUUACUUCCUGUGGUAUUUGCGCCAAUGAAAAUCGACAUUACAGCAGAAUCAUUAAGAAAUCUUCGCCUUUUAGUUUUUUCCGGAUGCAACGGAAUGUUUAAGCUACUUCAAGCAAUGGCAAAAUGUUGCACACAGAUUGAGCAACUUGCGGUACGAAAUAUGGGAAAUAUGGAUACUAGUGAAAAAGCUGUAAAAGCACUAGAAAAAUUACUAGCCCCUCAAAGAAGGUUAUCGCAUCUAUCAAUUACCAAGGUCGAUUGUGAAUCAUUAGCGACGAAUAUGAAGGAAUUGAUUUUAACCUCGCAUAAAACAUUGAAGAUAAUUUCCUUGAGCGCAUGCGAUGUCGGGGAAAAAGUAUUCAACUGGCUGGCAAAUUGUGAGAAUUUGGUUAAAUUAACAUUGGAUGAAUGCAGAUUUCAUGAAUUGCCAAAAAACUUUCAAUUGCCAGCAAAGAGUUUCAGUAAAUUGAAUGAACUUCGUAUACAACGUUAUGGUCCAUCUCUGGAAAUAUUACAUUCUAUGCUAGAACAUUCAAAUAGUUCUUUACGUAUUCUAUCGCUACCUUUAAGUGAAAAUCUCCACCAAAACAAUCUUUUACAUAUUGCUGACAAUUGUCCGAAUUUAGAAUGGAUUCACACCGGAAUCGCAUAUUCUAGUUUUUCACAAAUACAAACUCUUCUUAAAAAUUGUCGUAAACUUAAGGUUCUUCAAUUAAUCAACGGAGAAAUUAUAGAAAUUUUUGAUGAAGAAAUUGAAGAAACUAUGUUGAUAGAAGAUGGACAUUCCCUCAAAAAUCUAGCACCUUGCGUUCCUCCUACAAUGACAGACUUCGCUAUCUGUGCACAGAGAUGUUUUACACCGACCGACGUCAAUGACUUUUUAAAGAACAUUUCAUGCAAGUUACAAACUUUUCGAUAUUUAUAUAGUGGAUGUAUUGUAGAGCAUCUUUCAGCAAUUGACGAUUAUGCCAUUAGUAUGGGGAAAGCUUUCAAAGAAGAUAUCUUGAGUGGUUCGGUCACGUUUGGGUAUCUUGGAAUCCAAUUCACAGAUGAGGAUGAAGAAGUAGUUAGUGAUUCAGAUUAUUUGGAAUUUUAA